AUGGGGGCCCCGCUGCGGGCGCCCGGGGCCUCGGGCCACGGCCCCCAGAGGCGGCUGCCUCGGCCUCCUCCUCCUUUCUGUCCUCCCCCCCCGGGUCCCGGCGCUGGCGCUGGUGCCGGCCCGGGGGGAGGGGGCCGCCGGGGGCCGCGGGCGCGCACGGGGGCUGCAGGCCCGGGGAGGGGGGAGACAGGAGGGGCGGGGGGGGAGGAAGAGGGAGGGGGGCGACAGACGGACCUGGGGAGGGGGAGGAGGAAGGAAGGAAGGAGGGAAGGAAGGACCGAGCGAGCGAGGGAGCGAGCGAGCGAGCGAUCGGCCGGCCCCGCGGAGCUGGCCUGGGCUCCGGCUCCGGCUCCGGCUCCGGCUCCGGCUCCGGCUCCGGGCUCCGGCUCCGGCACCGCUGCGGAGUCACUGCGCAGUGCCCAGACCAAGCCCGCCCCUGGGCCCGCCCUGGCCGGGACAGUGCCCGCCCUUGAGCCCACCCCUGGGCCCGCCUCUCCUGCUGCCCUCGAGCGCAGGACGCAGGCUGCAGCACCCCCCGGGGCCCGGCCGGGUGGGGCGGCGCUCCCCCUCCGCAAGGAUAGCCGGCGCUUCCCGGUGACACGGACCCCUCCCCAACUCGGCCACAGCACUGGAGGGGAGGAGAAGUUGAGCCAGCUGGGAGGGCUGCCCAGACCCUCCUCCGUCGCACCGGCGACCCUCGGGAAGUUGGGAUCGGCUCCGAUCUUCCCAGCCCUUGGCCUCCUCAAGGGCCCCGUUCGACUCAGGCUUCUCUGGUGCCGAAGCUCUCCCAGGCUUCCCGGCGCCCACGCGCUCUCCCAGGCUUGGGGGGGGGGGGGGGCAGACUUUGCAGCCUGGGGCAACUGGAUUGAAAACAGAAAUAAAACAACCACUCGGAGCGGCUCCCUCCCCCACCUGGCCUUUGCUCAGACCCGGGAAAGUUAUUCCAAGAUGGGCCACCGAACACUAGCCAGGCCCCUCCAAACUGCCAAGUGCUGGGUGGAGACACACAAUGGAGUGCACCAUUGGGAGGCCUGGCCUGGGAGUUCAGAGCCUUUGGCUGUGGGACCUUGGUCAAUGAGUCAAGAAACAUUUCUUGCCACCUACUACACGCCAGGCACUGUGGUGAUAACAAAUACAAACAAAGACAAUCCCAGCCCUCAAGAGGCUUACGAUGUAUGGGAGGCGGACAAAAUUCAAAAGAAAGCUGAAGGGAUGGGAGAAGGACCCAAGAAUCUAAGACUGGCAGAGAACUGAAAGAGGACUUAACCAAUCACCUUGUAGUGUCGAACUCGACCGGAACCAAGGCCCAUUAAACUGCGCCAACGGAUCCCUGGGGGCUGCACGGUGACUUAGAAAAUCACACAGUAACAUUAUCUCUGUUCAAUUGUAUUUUUUUAUUUUGUUAAAUAAUUCCCAAUUACACUGUAACCUGGUUUGUCAGUU
This is a messenger RNA of Vombatus ursinus (common wombat), 1443 nucleotides long. Its product is annotated as translation initiation factor IF-2-like. Bases 1 to 1254 code for a protein of 417 amino acids. NCBI's taxonomy places the organism in Eukaryota, Metazoa, Chordata, Mammalia, Diprotodontia, Vombatidae. The record is from RefSeq and is a predicted model, not a curated record. The transcript has 4 exons.